UCCAUAUACUCUCUUCCUCUUCCCCACUAACAUUCUGCUCACCCACACUCCGAUCUCGGAUUGACAUCGUCUACGAUCCAGACUUCUUCCUCCCCUUCCAAUUCCUCCGUUGUCACGCCCUUCCUCCACAUCCUAUCCUAGUGCUUAAUAUCUCUCGAGUUCUCCCCUUCAGGGAUAUCACAUCCUUACGCACCCCGGAAACUAGAGUACUGGACAUCUGUCGACAACUUGCCACUGGUCCAUUUCGUCAUUUGACCUCCUGCGCCAUCCGCCAGUUCUCAGCUUGAGGACAAUUCGGGCGGUGGUGACCCGACUCACUCUCCGGCCUUUGCGUCCAUACGACCCUGAUUGCUUGUUCUUUUCAACUAGACUGAUCUCCAUAUUGUCAAAAUGUCGGGCAAUGUGGGUGUUUACAUUCCCAAAUAUGCGUCAUACAACUGGACGGGCGCACCCUCGGAUUACGAAGCUCUUGCUACCAAUGAACUGGGAGGUAAUUCUCGAACGGAAAACCUGAACAAAUGGUUUCAGUCCGGUGACCAGGCGUUCAUCAUCGUGUCCUCUGCCAUGGUAAUGGUCAUGAUUCCCGGUCUAGCCUUUCUUUAUUCUGGUCUUGCGCGUCGAAAAUCGGCUCUCAGCAUGAUCUGGGCCUGUAUGGCUUCCUUCUCCGUCGUCACGUUUCAAUGGUACUUCUGGGGCUACUCCCUCGCCUUUUCGCCCACGGCCACCAAUGGAUACAUCGGCAACUUACGCAACUUCGGUCUCAUGAAGACGCUCGCCGAUCCCAGUCCUGGAUCUCCACUCGUUCCAAAUCUGCUGUAUGCCUUUUAUCAGAUGCAAUUCUGCGGUGUGACAGCAGCGAUCAUCAUGGGAGCUGUAGCGGAACGAGGUCGGAUGCUGCCAGCCAUGGUGUUCGUUUUCAUAUGGGCCACCAUCGUCUACUGCCCCUUGGCAUGCUGGGCCUGGAAUGUUAAUGGUUGGGCGUACAAGUAUGGCGUCUUGGAUUACGCUGGCGGUGGUCCCGUCGAGAUUGGGUCUGGGUUGUCUGCUUUUGCCUACUCGAUGGUUCUUGGUCGCCGACAGGAAAGGAUGAUGCUCAAUUUCCGCCCACACAACGUCUCACUUAUCUUGUUGGGCACUGUCUUUCUUUGGUUUGGAUGGUUGGGCUUCAACGGUGGCUCGGCCUUUGGCGCUAAUCUGCGUGCCACCAUGGCCUGCUGGAACACUAAUCUGACGGGUGCCUUCGCGGCUAUGACCUGGGUGUUGCUUGAUUGGCGUCUGGCACGCAAAUGGUCCAUGGUCGGUUGGUGUUCUGGUACUAUUUCUGGCCUCGUCGCAGCUACCCCAGCCUCGGGAUUUAUCCCUCCAUGGGCCAGUGUGAUUCUAGGUGUUGUUACUGGCAUUGUCUGCAACUACUCCACCAAGGUGAAAUACUGGGUGGGAAUUGACGACUCCAUGGAUGUGCUUGCCGAACACGGAAUUGCGGGUGUUGUCGGUCUGAUCUUCAACGCCUUCUUCGCGGAUGAUGCGAUCGUCGGACUCGACGGGGUGAACACGGGAUCUCGCUCGGGUGGUUGGGUGAUUCACAACUGGAAGCAACUAUACAUUCAAAUCGCCUACGUCGUGGCCACUUGCGCCUAUGCCUUCGUCAUGUCCGCCAUAAUUGCAUACGCUAUCAACGCCAUCCCCGGUCUCAAGCUGCGCGCCUCGGAGGAAGCGGAACUCCUGGGUAUGGAUGAUGAUCAAUUGGGUGAAUUUGCCUAUGACUAUGUGGAAGUUCGUCGUGACUACCUGGCUUGGACCCCACAGAAGCACGAUCAGUUGGAGGACGGCCAUGAAAUCCCUGCUGCGGCCCGCUACGGUAUUGGCGAGCACAGUGAAAUGAUGCUGGACGGCCACGCCCCGGUUGGCGUGGAUAGUCGCGGUUGCAGCGAAGGCGACUCGGGCAUCCAGGAGAUUAAGAUGGCACCGGCGCCGCGCCAAGUGGCCGAGCACCAUCCGGCGCACGAGCCCGUUCCCGUCAGUGAGCCGGUACCUGCAGCUCCUAUGCAGGAGAAAAUCGCGACUUGAUGAGCAUCUCGCCUACUCCUUGUUUUGUCUUUUCCCCCUUCCAUUGUUGCUCUGUUAUGAUAUCCAGCGUCGCCUUCCCCUUGAGC
Molecule: messenger RNA, 2153 nt
Organism: Aspergillus saccharolyticus JOP 1030-1
Lineage: Eukaryota; Fungi; Ascomycota; Eurotiomycetes; Eurotiales; Aspergillaceae
Product: ammonium transporter
Exons: 4
Coding region: 391-2067 (558 amino acids)
Biological process (GO): ammonium transmembrane transport
Cellular component (GO): plasma membrane
Molecular function (GO): ammonium channel activity
Source: RefSeq, a predicted model, not a curated record